This is a messenger RNA of Peromyscus leucopus (white-footed mouse), 2611 nucleotides long. RefSeq names its product NIMA related kinase 11 (gene Nek11). The coding region runs from base 226 to 2088 and encodes 620 amino acids. Gene Ontology annotation, biological process: protein phosphorylation. The transcript is spliced from 16 exons. Lineage: Eukaryota; Metazoa; Chordata; Mammalia; Rodentia; Cricetidae. The record is from RefSeq and is a predicted model, not a curated record. Gene Ontology annotation, molecular function: protein kinase activity; ATP binding.
GUGGCGACGGUGUCAAACAACCACGCCCUCCGAGGCAAGGAGCUUUAAGCAUGGCCGGGCGUCGCGGGUCCGGGACCAGGAAAGGAGUUUUAUAGCUGCUUUUAGACAUCAUCUGUGGAUUUUCCAUAUUUCUGGCAUCAGUAAACACUUCCUGCCUGACUCUGACCAUUAACCGGGAGGCCUGACUGUUUCUGUGAAAGAACAAGUGAGCUUUACCUUGGAGCAAUGCUGAAAUUUCAAGAGACUGCUAAGUGCCUGAGUGGCUCUACAGCCAUUUCCAAGUGUCCAACUACCUUGAUCGCAAGAAGAUAUGUUCUUCAGCAGAAACUUGGCAGUGGAAGUUUUGGAACCGUCUAUCUGGUGUCAGACAAGAAAGCCAAACAGGGAGAGGAACUAAAGGUACUCAAGGAAAUCUCUGUUGGAGAAUUAAAUCCGAAUGAAACUUUUCAGGCCAAUGUGGAAGCCCAGCUCCUUUCCAAGCUAAAUCAUCCAGCCAUUGUCAAGUUCCAUGCAAGCUUCGUGGAGCAGAACAAUUUUUGCAUUAUCACAGAAUACUGUGAGGGCCGAGAUCUGGACUAUAAAAUUCAGGAAUAUAAAGAAGCUGGGAAAAUCUUUCCUGAAAACCAGAUAGUAGAAUGGUUUAUCCAGUUGUUGCUUGGAGUUGAUUAUAUGCAUGAGAGGAGGAUACUCCAUCGCGACUUGAAAUCAAAGAAUAUCUUUCUGAAAAAUAAUCAACUUAAAAUCGGGGAUUUUGGAGUUUCUCGACUGCUGAUGGGAUCGUGUGAGCUGGCUACAACUUUGACUGGGACUCCCUAUUACAUGAGUCCUGAGGCCCUGAAGCACCAAGGCUAUGAUGCCAAGUCUGACAUCUGGUCACUGGCAUGCAUUUUAUAUGAAAUGUGUUGCAUGGAUCAUGCAUUUGCUGGUUCCAGUUUCUUGUCUGUCGUUUUAAAUAUUGUUGAAGGCGACACACCUUCACUUCCUGAGAGAUACCCACAAGAACUAAACACCAUCAUGGAACGCAUGUUGAACAAGAGUCCUUCACUGAGACCAUCUGCUGUAGAAGUUCUAAAAGUCCCUUACAUUGACGAGCAGCUUCAGCACCUGAUGUGUAAAUAUUCAGAAAUGACGCUGGAAGACAAGAACUCAGUUUGUCAGAAGGAUGCUGUUCAUAUAAUUAAUGCCAUGCAGAGAAAGAUUCACCUGCAGAUUCUGCAAGCCCUAUCUGAAGUGCAGAAAAUGACUCUGAGAGAAAGGAUGUGGCUGAGGAAGCCGCAGGCAGCUGAUGAGAAAGCCAGGAAGCUGGCAAAGAUUGUGGAAGAAAAAUAUAAAGAAAAUAACAAAUGGAUGCAGGAAUCGAGAUUCCAGAAUUUUGAACAUCCGAGCGUCAAUGUGCUCCAUGAAUUAGAUGAAUGGACUUCAGAGAACCUGCCUGAGCCUCAUUCCCUUCCUUCCCUGGACCUCGAUGAAGUUGAGCCAAGUUUAGAUGACACCAUAGUUGGCCUUGGACAUGGGAUCCCAGAAGACCCACUUGUUGCUGAAGAGUAUUAUGCUGAUGUAUUUGAUUCCUGUUCUGAGGAGAGUGAAGAGCAGGAGGAAGAAAUGGUGUUCUCAGGAGCAGAGCUAGAAAUGAGGGACAGAGGAGCCCUGCCUGCUUACAGAGCAAACCAACAGGACAGUGAUAUUGAAGCCCUGGUUGGGUGUUUGGAAAACGUCCUGGGUUGUACCUCUCAAGACACAAGGACCAUUACUAGUGUGGCUGUGGACAUGUCCCCCAGACCAUCCAUUUUCAACAGUGCGAUGGCCAGGACCAAGAUGAAACACGUGAAGGAAUCAGCCAUGCAGAAGCUAGGAACAGAAGUGUUUGAGGAGGUCUACGAUUACCUCAAGAGAGCAAGGCACCAGAAGGCCUGUGAAGCAGAGAUCCGGGAGCACCUGGAGACCGUGGUUCCUCGGGCCAGCGACUGCUUUGAAGUUGACCAGCUCCUCUACUUUGAGGAGCAGCUGCUGACCACAGAAGGAAAAGUGCUCACUCUCCAGAACCUUCGCUGUGAAGCUGACCCUGAAGAAGCACAUACAGUUCUGUGAAAAUCCAUGAGGUUUCCACUCUGGACUACAUCUUGGGAUACUAGCGCACAACUGGAGCCGCCAUCUUUACCUUCGGCUCCUGGUCAGAAGUUAGGAUGUCUAUGGAGAUGUCUGUGUCUAUGCACUCAGCUGGCUGCUGGUGCCUGGAGUCACAGGUCAAGGUCAUAGAUGAAGUCUGGCAUCCUGAAAGGCUUUCCUUCAUGCCUGCAGCCCUCAGGGUUUCCAAUGGGGUAGAAGUACUGUGACGACACAGGUGCUCUGUAUCUGUGUCCAUCCAGAGCAUGCUCAGAGCCCAACCACCAUGAUCUCCAGGGACUAUGGCCAACUUGCUUGUGAUGGACACAGGAUACUGGCCUGGGCAUUGACCUGCUAAACUCCAGUGAUGAUUUUUCUUUCUUUCUAUGACUAACAUGCAAACCGUAUGUAAAUAAUGGGCUUGGAUUGAAAAAUCCCAAAAGUGACUCUGUGAUUUAUUCCUAAAACUCACUCAUGGAGCAAUAAAGGCUUUUAUUUAUAAUAAAUA